GUUAUUGGAAUAGAGAUUCUGAUUUUUGGGGAGAUGUACAAAACUGGAACGUAUUUUAUAUAACCAAAGUGCCUGACUGCACUCCACAAAGUUCUCAUUCAGCACUUACAAGUGAACUUGAAAUACUUUUAAAUAGGCUUCCAAGUAAUAGUAAAAAAUAUAAAACUGCAAAUUUCAUUCGUAAAAGUAUUCAGAUUUUCUGCGGUUAUCUGGUUGAAAGAAGAGUGUCGUGUCGAGAGUUAUGGAUUCCGUUCAUGACACGCAUUUGUCAUAAUGUUGGUAGAGCCCAACUACACCCUUGA
Funneliformis geosporum is the source of this 302-nucleotide messenger RNA. The record is from the annotation of a GenBank genome assembly. Lineage: Eukaryota; Fungi; Glomeromycota; Glomeromycetes; Glomerales; Glomeraceae.